Phascolarctos cinereus (koala) is the source of this 1028-nucleotide messenger RNA. It is a transcript of the gene SPMIP9, whose product is annotated as sperm microtubule inner protein 9. Gene Ontology annotation, cellular component: cytoplasm. Lineage: Eukaryota; Metazoa; Chordata; Mammalia; Diprotodontia; Phascolarctidae. The record is from RefSeq and is a predicted model, not a curated record.
UUUCCCACCUGCCCACAGACUUCCGCAGAAGCAGACGUUCCUUCUAUGGGGGUUCUCCUACAGCUGAGCCCUGAUUCCAGGCCUGGUCUCUUCGGGAUCCCUGGUUUGGUUGGCUCUGCCUACUAACACCCAUUCUAGCACUUUGGUUUACUGGUGGAUUACACGGGCAGCAUCAGUAUUACAUAGAACAAACCUGUGUCAUAUCUCCUUGUUCCCUGGUCACUGCCCACAUGCCAUUCAGCUGUCUGUCUCCACACCAGUCUUUACUGUUGCCAUCAGCUGACUCAAGAUGAAGGGCUUUCAACCUACCAUCCCACUUUCUGAUCCCAGAGCUGGAAUUGUGCCCCAGUACCGAUCACUUUGGCCCCAGGCCUUCCAAGGACUGGAGGGUUUCCUGUACAUCAUGGAGGGUAUGUUGUAUCCCAGCCAGGCACCUCUGGUUUUGAGCAUGUACAAAAGUUCCUACAUGGCCGACUACAAGGACUUCAGCAAUUACACACCCCAUCUGGAAAAUCCUGAGGAGCAACGGAAGAUUGAAGCCCAGUUACGGCAGAAAGAAUUUUGCCCACCUGUUGCCCCAUCUACAUCGAUGCUGAUGAAAGGAUACCCAGCUUUCAGGGAUCCUCAAAUGACAGCAAAAGACCUAGGGCCCUGUGCCUUCUGUCAGGAACUAGCCCAGAAGGUCCCUCAGGCACAGCCCAGAAUCUGCCCUAGUGAUUACUAUCCUUCCUUGGACCCAAAAAAGAUCCCAGAAUAUAAAACUAGGUAUCAGUUUAAGAGAUUUCUGAAACCCCUGGAACUUAAUUAUCUGCUUCCUGAGAUUGGUGGACACAGGGAACUGACUGACACACAAUUCCCUUCAGAUAUGAAACCUAUCCCCUUGCGAUGGGGACCCUUGAAACCAUUUUACCUAUAGCAACCUUGAGAGUCCAACAGAAAGCCAGUAGGAGAGAAUGCAAUGCACCAACAUUCACUGUUUCACUCCCUCGGAGGGCAUGGGUCAGAAUUUAAAUAAAAUUUGAAAGUGC